Sorghum bicolor (sorghum) is the source of this 1160-nucleotide messenger RNA. Its product is annotated as UDP-glycosyltransferase 83A1. Gene Ontology annotation, molecular function: UDP-glycosyltransferase activity. The record is from RefSeq and is a predicted model, not a curated record. The transcript has 2 exons. Bases 38 to 1129 code for a protein of 363 amino acids. NCBI's taxonomy places the organism in Eukaryota, Viridiplantae, Streptophyta, Magnoliopsida, Poales, Poaceae.
CGACCGUAAUGACCUAGGCACGCUAACCAGCGCGCUCAUGAGCUCCCUGCCGGCGACCAUCGAGAACAUGAUCCAAAAGGGCCAGUUCCGCUGCAUGGUCGUCGACUAUGGCCUGGCGUGGGUGCUCGGCGUCGCCAAGAAGGCUGGCAUGCACACGGCAACGCUCUGGCCGUCAUGCGCCGCCGUGAUGGCAGCAGGGUUAGACUUGCCAGAGCUGAUUGCUGAUGGCAUGCUCGACAAGGAUGGUUUACCGACGGGCAAACAGAUACCUCCGGUAGGUGACCUGCAGAUGAACCUGGCACCGCUCGCAUGGAACGCCGCCGGCACGGAGGAGGCACAGAAGCAGAUAUUUCGGUGCCUGAACAACAUCCUCAAGGCGCUAGGGCAGGACACUGUCGACCUCCUUCUGUGCAACACUGUCAAGGAGCUCGAGGAGGGCAUCCUGUCCCUGCACCCUAGCAUCGUCCCCAUCGGGCCAUUGCCGACGGGUCUCCGUGAGGGAAAGCCUGUUGGGAAUUUCUGGGCAGAGGACGACAGCUGCCUGUCGUGGCUGGAUGCACAACCUGACAGAUCAAUUGUCUACGUGGCAUUCGGUAGCAUCGCUGUGCUUGAUGAGGAACAAUUUCGUGAGCUCGCUCGUGGGCUGGAGCUGUCAGGGAGACCAUUUCUUUGGGUGGUCCGUCCUGGCUUGGCUGAUACUGCCAAUUUUCCUGACGAAUUCCCCAAGACCGUUGAGAAAAGGGGCAAGAUUGUGACGUGGUCACCUCAACAUAGGGUUCUUGCCCACCCUGCUGUCGCCUGCUUCAUGUCGCAUUGUGGGUGGAACUCGGUGAUGGAGGGCAUUAGGAACGGGCUGCCGUUCCUUACCUGGCCGUACUUCGCCGACCAGUUCAUCAAUGAGAGCUACGUCUGCGAUGUCUGGAAGACCGGCCUGCGUCUGUUGAAGGACACCGCCGCCGGUGGGCUGGUCACGAGCGAGCACAUCGCUGCGUGCAUAGAGAACCUGCUGAACGAUCCGGCGACCAUGUCCAGGGCAUUGGAGCUGCAGAAGGUUGCGUCCAGGAGCAUCAGAAAAGAUGGCACUUCGUUCAACAAUCUGACGGCCGUUAUUAACGCCAUGAAAGGCUGAUGAGACAAAAGCUCAUCACCAUCAGUUUACA